This is a messenger RNA of Vanrija pseudolonga, 1967 nucleotides long. RefSeq names its product Phenylalanine--tRNA ligase beta subunit (gene FRS1). Gene Ontology annotation, cellular component: cytoplasm; phenylalanine-tRNA ligase complex. Bases 74 to 1942 code for a protein of 622 amino acids. Gene Ontology annotation, molecular function: phenylalanine-tRNA ligase activity; ATP binding; RNA binding. The record is from RefSeq and is a predicted model, not a curated record. Gene Ontology annotation, biological process: phenylalanyl-tRNA aminoacylation. The transcript is spliced from 7 exons. Lineage: Eukaryota; Fungi; Basidiomycota; Tremellomycetes; Trichosporonales; Trichosporonaceae.
GAGGACAUCUUGCAUCGGGCUCUAUAGACCAGCUACUCUACACCACCUAGACACUUAAAAGCGACGCGGAAGUAUGCCGACUAUCAGCGUCGACAAGGCGGACCUCUACCGCCGCCUGGAGCGCGAGUACACCACCAAGGAGUUUGACGAGCUCUGUUUCGACUUUGGCAUCGAGCUGGACGAGGACACGACCGAGGAGGUCGAGGCCGCGCGCAAGGCCGGCCAGGAGACGGCUGCCCCUCAGCUCAAGAUUGAGAUCCCUGCCAACCGCUACGACCUGCUCUGCAUCGAGGGCCUCGCCCGCGCGCUCCGCGUUUUCCUCGAGAAGGAGGCGCCGCCGGCGUACACGCUCGCUCAGCCCGCCCAGCUGAUCGAGGCCUACGUCGAGCCCUCGACCUCCCCCCUCCGCCCCCUCUUCGCCGGCGCCGUCCUCCGCCUCGCUCGCCCCCUCAACCAGCUCGAGUACGAGUCCUUCAUCGACCUCCAGGACAAGCUCCACCAGAACCUCUGUCGCCAGCGCCGCUUUGUCGCCAUCGGCACGCACGACCUGGACACGAUCGAGGGCCCGUUCCGCUACCAGUGCAAGGACCCCCACCAGAUCAAGUUCGCGCCGCUCAACAAGGACACGGUCUACACUGCUGCUGAGAUGAUGCCCCUCUACGACCAGGACAGGCAUCUGAGCAAGUACCUGCACAUCAUCCGUGACGCACCCGGAUACCCCAUCAUCUACGACAAGCAGGACCGCGUUCUGUCCAUGCCGCCCAUCAUCAACUCGCAGCACUCCAAGAUCAUCCCUGGCAAGACCAAGAACAUCUUCAUCGACACCACUGCCACCGACCAGACCAAGCUCGACAUUGUCAUCAUGAUGGUCGCCACCAUGUUCUCCGAGUACUGCAAGGUGCCCUUCCAGGUUGAGCCCGUCAAGGUCCACCUCCCCGACGGCAAGACCAUCAUCACCCCCAGCGUCGCGCCCCGCAAGACGACUGCCUCGCACUCGUACAUCAACGCCGCCACCGGCCUCGACCUCACGCGCGAGCAGCAGGCCAAGCUCUUGACCCGCAUGUCGCUCUCGGCUCGUCCCUCGGCCACCGACGCCGAUGUCCUCGACGUCGACGUGCCCUGCACCCGCCCUGACAUUCUCCACGAGUGUGACAUUAUGGAGGACCUGGCCAUUGCUUACGGCUACAACAACCUCCCCACUGCCCUUCCCCGGACGUCGACGGUCGGAAAGCCCCUCCCCAUCAACAAGCUCGGUGACAUCCUCCGCAAGGAGUGUGCCCAGGCUGGCUGGACCGAGGCGCUCCCCUACAUUCUCUGCUCGCACGACGAGAACUUUGGCUGGCUUAACCGCAAGGACCCUGGCAACUACGCCAUCUCGCUCGCCAACCCCAAGUCGGUCGAGUUCCAGGUUGUCCGAACGUCGCUCAUCCCCGGUCUCCUCAAGACUGUCCGUGAGAACAAGGCUCUGCCCCUGCCCCUCAAGGUCUUCGAGGUGUCGGACGUUGCCAUCCAGAACCCCAAGCAGGAGCGUGGUUCUGAAAACUUCCGCAACCUCGGUGCCGUCUACCUCGACCGCAAGGCCGGCUUCGAGGUUGUCCACGGUCUUCUGGACCGCAUCAUGCAGAUCCUCGCCGUUCCCUUCAUCGAGCGGGCAGAGAGCGAGGCCGCGUACGGCUACUACAUUGCCGAGGCCGAGGACGAGACCUACCUCCCCGGCCGUGCCGCCAACGUCUUCUACCGCCCCAAGCCUGACGCCGCACCCGCCAAGGCCGAGGGCGGCGUGCUCAACACUGUUGCUGGCGCCCUCAAGGCGGCCCUCCCCGGCGCGUCUCGCGACAUCAAGCUCGGCUCGCUGGGUAUCCUCCACCCAUCUGUUCUGGGCAAGUUUGAGCUCACCCGCCCGGCCUCGGUGCUCGAGCUCAACGUCGAGCCCUUGUUGUAAACUAUGCGAUCGGGUUAGAGAGAUG